Vitrella brassicaformis is the source of this 2825-nucleotide messenger RNA. The record is from the annotation of a GenBank genome assembly. Lineage: Eukaryota; Vitrellaceae.
UGGACUUUGACAGCGAUGGCUGCUGUCUGCUCAACGGUUAUCUAUCGCAAACCACACACCACAGACCAGCAGUCAGCCAGCCACAGAUGCAUCACCCUAUGUAUGCAACCAGAAGGGAAAUGACAAGCACAGACACGCACACAGCAUGCACACACGACACGCGAAUCAAAACCGCCCCAUCGGAACACAACAGAGACGCGCCAAAGCCAUCACGGCUCUCCCCCAGCAAUGCCAUCUCUCUCUCUGCUGGCCGCCCAGGCGUUGAAGCACAUCCUCACUCUCCGUGAGCUCAUCUUGCCAAGGUUGGCCUUGACCAGCCGCUCCCUCAUCUCGUUCUUGACUCGCCGCCUUCUGGCAUACACAUAGAGAGCCUUGAAGGGCAGCGACCGGAGGCUGUACGAGUAGUUAAGCCACUUCUCCAAAGACAGCUGCACCAGCAGGAACUCACGGUGGGCCACCUGCGAUGGCGGACCGACAUGGCAGGCAGAACAACACAACAUCGAUCACUUGACACACGAAUGCACCCGGCCAUUGACCCAUCGAUGUCUCUCUCUCUCCUGUGUGUGGUAGCCAGCUACCGCUUUGAGUUGUGGGAAGAGGCGCCUCAGCAUCUGGCUGUCCCACUUGCGCCUGAACUGUCGCGCGUUUUGCCUCUGCUUGAUGAACAGCGACCAGCAGAGGAAUGCCUUCUCUUUCAGCUCGCGGGAGUCGGGCGUCUCGCGCAGGAGGACCCUGCUGGAGUGGAGGCGGUGCCAGGCAGUGAAGUGAUACUUGAGACGCAUCAGGCGGUUCUUGGCGCUGAAAACAAACAGACAGACAGACAGGCAGGCAGAGAGACACGAGCUGAUGAAGGUGAGACACGGCCGCGGUGGGUGCCACUGGGUGGAUCAUGUGUGUGUGACCCACCUGACUAGGUGUGCGCUCAUCCUGAUCAGCUUGUGACGGGCACUCAUCUGCGAAACAAGCGAAAGGAACGAGACUGAUGAACUGAUGCAUCACUCUCGUGUCUCUGUGGUGGUGGAUGUGUGUGCAGGUGGGACAUGAGUAGGUACCGGUUUGAAGAGCUGAAUGGAUGGGUUUGCAUAGUUGGCAAGUUUGUCGAUGGGCGUGAUGAUGCCCUUCCGGCCCUUGAACUCCGUCACACGAGUCCGGAGGCCCAAACCUGCCGCAUACCAGCACACCCACAGCAGCAGAUCCACCAGGUGACUGAAUGGAUGGACACCUACCUUGUCGAUUGGUUCUUACGUACUUUUGCUGUAUAUCUUGAGCGUGGUGAAGACCCGCCGUCUGACGGCGUUCUCCCUCCUCUCGACGAACUUUGCGUACGCCACAUACACACGGGGGUCGCGGAAAGAAGACAUGCACUCCUCCUUCCACGCCUGCACACAUACUCAUGUCAGUCAACAUGGGUCCAUCCACCCACUCACAGCUGGCUGACCUUGAAGCACUUCUGCAGCGCCCUGUUGCAGCAUAUUUGGUGCCACCUCCGGAUGGCCUCGUCCUGCUCGUUACGGCACCGCAGCCAUUCCAUCACACAGUGACCGAAAGACACCAGGUGCCGCCGCCGAUACCUGGCCAGCGCCUCCUUCAUCCGGCGGUACUUCCGCUGAGCCACACGCGCCCGGAGGGUGGCGACGACCUUGAGUGCGGCGAAGACACGUCUCCGGUACUCAGAAGAGCCGUCGUCGAAGUCCAUGGAAAAGACGCGCUGAAGGCGGUUGACCACUCUAUCCAUCCGCUGCACGCUCAGCUGCAUGCAUCAUUGAAGCACAGAGAGGGGAAAGACAACGAGGGGUCGGUCGGUCGGCCAUUCUGCAGUCGUGUGUGAUUGAUUAGUCGCCCUGGCUCGCCCACCUGUGCAAGUUUGGAUCUGGGUGUCAUUCCUCCGCCCUCACCAGACGAGAGGUUCUGGACCGACCCCUCCAGCUGCUGCAGACGCGUCAGAAUCCCUUCCAUCUCCCUUGACAUCGUCGCGAGGGCCUCUGGAUCGUUGCCUGUGUAGGUGACGAAGGGCGCGAACGACACCUUGGCCGGCUGUGGUGGUGCCUUGUCAGCGGUGUCAGUGCGCAUUGCGCCAUCGAGUGGGACGGGUCUGAGCAGGGCGCCGCGGGAGCGUGUGUGGGAUGACUUAGGGGUGAGGCGGGGGAGGGAGGGGAAGGACGAGUGAUGGUGCCCACCGCGGUAGCGGGCAACACUGCACACAUCCAUAGGAAGACAAGAACACCAAGGCGGGGCAGAUGGCAGGCAGAGGGGACUCGGUGUCGUCUCUCUCUCUCACCUGGCCGUGGGAGAAGACGUUUGCAUGGCAGCCCUGGAUCUCCGAACGGCCACCAUUCUGUCCCCCUCCCCCUCAUUCUCCUCCUCAAUGGCCGUCAGAAAGGUGUGCUGCGACAGCUCUGUAGACCGACCGCCAUCCAGCGACAUCUCCAGGGGCGUGGUCCUCGAAGCCGCCGAAGCCGCAGACUCCAUCAGUGACGUCCUGGACCGCCACACACUGUGCGUGACGCCAUGCAAGGUCGGAACUGACGAUGACCGCUGGGCGUCGCCAAGAGAAAGGCUCUGCGAUUCGUGUGAAGUGGGGGACUGGGGCUUUGAGGAUGAGAGCAUCAUGGGGCCGGGCGACUGGAGUCUCUCGAUGCCUCGUUCGACGAUGGUGGCCUCGACGGACGGCCGCCUAUGGCGAAUGUCGUCCUUGAGCCGUUGUCCGCCGCUGGAAGUGUGGAGGGAGGGGAGGGAGAGGUGUUUGUCGUCCAGGCCCAGGCCGGCCCGCAGAUGCUGCCGCUGCUUCAGCAUUGCAGCCAUGACCGAAAUCGAUGGAAAUCGAU